This is a messenger RNA of Girardinichthys multiradiatus, 6007 nucleotides long. RefSeq names its product extended synaptotagmin-like protein 1b (gene esyt1b). NCBI's taxonomy places the organism in Eukaryota, Metazoa, Chordata, Actinopteri, Cyprinodontiformes, Goodeidae. The coding region runs from base 289 to 5757 and encodes 1822 amino acids. The record is from RefSeq and is a predicted model, not a curated record. Gene Ontology annotation, molecular function: lipid binding. The transcript is spliced from 52 exons. Gene Ontology annotation, biological process: lipid transport.
UCAUUCAGCUAACGGGACGUGGGUGAGGCACGGAACUUGGUACUUUUUCGGCUCUCGUGUUCAUGCAGAACUGCGUUAUUUAAUCUUGUUUUUAUACAAACGCUCCUAUAUUAUGACAAUGAUAUGUGAAACGGUUUAGCUAGCAGCGGAAUCUGAGGUGAACGUGCGGUUUGUUCCAACGGUCGCUGACGUCAGAGAUGAAACUUUAGCCGUUAGGUAGGUUCUUACACCGUUCUAACCGAGUACCGCUCGUUCAUCUCGUUAAAUUAACAGAACGCCAGAAAAUAAAUGCAGAGCGACAAGCCGGAGCCGACCGAAGCCAAUGGCGCCGAGGGUCUGGGCACAAGUGGCGCUGAGGAGAAAGCGUUAAGUAAGGUGAGAGCAGCAGAAGCCACCAAACCCAAAGGGAUCAGCGCCGCGGCGGUGCUGUGGACCUUCGGGAAAUGCCUCAGCGCCUUGCUCCCCGUCUAUCUGGCCGGGUACUAUCGGGUCAGCACCAGCCUGCUGGUGUGCGGCAUGAUGGUUUACACGGGAUGGAAACAUGCCCGAGAGGCGAAGGAGGAGCGCCUCAGGUCGGCUAUGCAGCUGCUCGACAACGACGAGGAGUACACAUCCAUGAAAGCGUCCAAAAGCAUCAGGAGAGACCUCCCUGCGUGGGUAAACUUUCCAGAUGUGGAGAAGGUUGAAUGGCUGAAUAAGGUACUGCAGCAGGUGUGGCCCUUCGUCGGCCAGUACCUCGAGAAGCUGCUGAUAGAAACAAUCGCUCCGUCUAUCCGAGGUUCAAGCGCUCACCUCCAGACGCUCAGCUUCACCAAAGUGGACAUGGGAGACAAGGCCAUGAAGGUGGUGGGCAUUAAGGCCCACACAGAGAACAACAAAGGACAAGUUCUGCUAGACCUCUACAUCAGUUACGUUGGAAAUGUGGAAAUCAACGUUGAAGUGAAAAGAUACUUCUGCAAAGCUGGAGUCAAAGGAAUACAGCUACAUGGGAUGAUGCGAGUGAUUCUGGAGCCUUUGAUUGGAGACGUUCCCAUAGUGGGUGCAGUCACCAUGUUUUUCAUCCGUCGGCCUAAACUAGACAUCAAUUGGACAGGACUGACCAAUUUAUUGGACAUUCCUGGACUGAAUGUUAUGUCAGACAGCAUGAUCAUGGACGCCAUUGCUUCGUUCUUGGUGCUGCCCAACCGUCUUGUUGUCCCACUGGUCCCUGAUUUGCACGUGGCUCAGCUGCGCUGUCCCCUACCCAGGGGUGUGGUGCGCAUCCACCUGCUAGAAGCGCAGAAUCUGGAAGCCAAAGAUAACUACGUUAAAGGUGUCAUGGCUGGCUUAUCUGACCCGUAUGCCAUAUUAAGGGUGGGGCCUCAGACCUUUACCUCCAAACACAUCGAUAAUACCGACUGUCCCAAAUGGGGAGAGAUGUAUGAGGUUAUUGUCCAUGAGGUGCCGGGUCAAGAGCUGGAGGUGGAGGUUUAUGACAAAGACACAGACAAAGAUGAUUUCUUGGGAAGGACCAAAUUAGAUCUGGGCAUUGUGAAGAAGUCCAUAGCUGUGGAUGACUGGUUCACUUUGAAAGACACUUCAUCUGGACGCGUUCACUUCAGACUGGAGUGGUUGGCCUUGCAGCCCAACACUGAACAGCUUGAGCAGGUCCUAAAAAGGAAUGAAAGCGUCAGCAGCAAGAACUCCAACUCCCCCUCUUCAGCAAUCUUGGUUUUGUACCUUGACAAAGCUGAGGCACUUCCCAUGAAGAAGGGAAAUAAGGAGCCCAAUCCCAUGGUGCAGAUAUCUGUGCAGGGAACCACAAGAGACAGCAAGACUUGUUACACAACCAUCAACCCAGAAUGGGAAGAAGCGUUUACCUUCUUCAUCCGAGAUCCUCGCAGUCAAGACAUAAGCAUUCAGGUGAAGGAUGCUGACCGCGUGCAGACUUUGGGCAGUUUGUCCAUCCCUCUCUCCCGCGUCCUGGAAACUUCUCAUCUUUCUCUAGACCAGUGGUUCCAGUUGGAAAACUCUGGAACAGCGAGUCGCAUCUACAUCAACGCAGUUCUGAGGGUGUUGUGGUUAGAUGAAGAUCAUAUUUCAGCUGAAGUCUCUUCUAAUUUGGAAGCUGGUUUUUCUAAACAGUUGGCCAAGCAGGCCUCCCCUCAUCCCAGCUUUGCCACAGAGGGACUGCUUCGAAUUCACCUACUGGCAGGUCAGAAUCUCGUUCCAAAAGAUAACCUGAUGGGUGGAAUGGUGAAAGGCAAGAGUGACCCAUAUGUCAAGAUCAACAUUGGGGGCGAAACAUUUACAAGUCAAGUUAUAAAGGGCAAUCUGAACCCAACCUGGAAUGAGAUGUAUGAGGUUAUUCUGACCCAGCUCCCUGGUCAGGAGCUGCAUGUGGAGAUGUUUGACAAAGAUAUGGACAUGAAGGAUGACUUCAUGGGGAGGCUGAAGAUAAGUCUGAAGGACAUCAUUGGCUCUCAGUACACCGACCAGUGGUACACUCUCAGCGAUGUGAAGACUGGUCGAGUUCAUCUGGUCCUGGAAUGGGUUCCGACAUCUUCAGAACCAGAUGGAUUGGAAAAGGUCCUUCAAUUUUACUCCAGACAGUCCUACCAAAACAAGACAGUGCCCUCAGCAGGGCUUCUGUUUGUGUUUGUCGAACAAGCAGAUGGCUUACCAGUAAAGAAGAGUGGAAAGGAUCCAAAAGUUGGAGUGGAGUUAAGUCUUGGAGAAAUGUCCCGUAAAACUACAGUGUGUGAUCGCACAACCUCACCUAAAUGGAACGAAGCAUUCUGCUUCCCUGUUCGGGAUCCAAGGCAGGAUAUUCUUUUACUUAAGCUCUCUCACAGCUGGACCCUACCUAUUGGUUCUCUGAUUGUUCCUAUCAGAGAGUUGCUGGCUGAACCAGACCUGGUCUUGGAUCAGUGGUUCAGUUUGGAUGGAGCCUCACCUGAGAGUCAAAUCCUGUUAAGGACCGAGCUUAAGAUGUUGAUUCCUACCAAAUGUCCUGUUGCCACUGAAAAGGCUAAAGUCUCUGUAGUUCCAGACCCUUCUCCAGAGAAGCGCCAGCCGGAGACAGACACAAUCCUCAGGUCAACUUCAGUGGACACUCCUCCUGUGGAGACUAUUGUUCCCUCGGUGCUUUUGGAUGAGGAGGUUCAUGAAGUAAAGAAAAGUGCAGUUGAUGUGAAGGAACAUAAAGUGGAAGACUCACCAAGCCCGGCUGUAACACGACCCCCUCAUACAUCCCCAGACCUCACCUUUGCCAGUGAGGGACUACUAAGACUCAUCCUGUUGGAGGCUCAGAGUUUGGUUGCUAAAGAUAAGAUUAUGGGUGGUCUGAAGAAAGGCAAAAGUGACCCCUACGCAAAGAUCAACGUGGGUGAGGUCAUAUUUAAGAGCGCUGUGGUGAAGGAAAAUCUCAACCCAGUCUGGAAUGAGCUCUAUGAGGUGGUGCUGAGGCCACAGUCAGGGCAGCAGGUACAGGUGGAACUGUUUGAUAAAGAUAUGGACCAUGAUGACUUCUUGGGCAGGUUAAAAAUCAGUGUUUCAGACAUUAUCCGUUCCCAGUUCAUCGAUCAGUGGUACACCCUGAAUGAUGUGAAGUCUGGGCGUGUUCGUCUCAUACUGGAGUGGGUCCCAACAGUGUCCUGCAAUGACAACCUGGAACAGGUGGUGCAGCUGCAGUCUCUCCAGUCUUACCACAACAAGGCUGUUCCCUCUGCAGCACUGCUCUUUGUUUACAUGGACAGAGCACAUCUGUUGCCUUUUAAGAAGAGCGGGAAGGAGCCCAAAGCUGGAGCUGAGCUUGUCUUUGGGAACACAACUCACAGAACCAAGGUUUGUGAUCGCUCCAGAUCGCCACAGUGGAAUGAGGCGUUCCACUUCUCGGUUCAUAACCCCAGCAAAGAGAUGCUCAUAGUGAAGUUAUCCAGUGCAUGGGACCAGCCAAUGGGAUCUCUGGUGCUCCCUGUGAAGCAGCUGCUCUCUGAACCUCAGCUAGUUCUGGACCAGUGGAUGCAUCUGGAUGGAGCCUUACCUGAAAGCCAAAUCCUCCUCAGGGCUGAGCUGAAGAUCCUUGACACACGGUUGACAGAAGUUCCACAGACAUCUGUAGCUGCUUCAAAAGAAGAAAUUAGAACCGCUACCACUGAGAAGAUACUCAAACCAGCUAAAGAGGUGGAAACAAGGCCAAACUUGGCAACAAAUGACUCUCCUGUGGUGUCAAUCCAAUCUGCACACCCUGAAGCGACACAUGAUAAACACCAUUCCCCUGCACAGGUGGAAGAACCAGUAUAUGAAGAAGAGCCAGAAACUGAGUCACACUAUGAGGUUGAAAGAGACGUGGAGCCACAGGAAGUCCACAUUGAGGAGACAGGCUUAGGAGGUCUUGCUCAGGCCACAGUCACAGGUCUACCCUUUGACCCAGCCCCAUCAGCAAAGGUCACAGAAAUGCCCAAAGUGGGUCCCAGUCUUCCACCACACACAGUGCCGGGUCAGAACUUUGGUAAAGAGGGGGUGCUGAGGAUCCACCUGCUGGAAGCCCAGAAUCUCGAAGCAAAAGACAACCUAAUGGGGGGCAUGGUGAAGGGCAAGAGUGAUCCUUAUGUCAAAAUCAACAUUGGGGACGUUGCAUUUAAAAGUCAUGUUAUCAAACAGAACCUGAACCCAACAUGGAACGAAAUGUAUGAGGUAGUUUUGAGUGGACGCAGUGAUCAGAACAUCAAGUUUGAAGCAUUUGAUAAGGACAUAGAUUCAGAUGACUUCUUGGGAAGGUUCACGGUUAAGCUAACUGAGGUCAUCAGAUCACAGUACACAGAUCAGUGGUUCGCUCUGAAAGAUGUGAAAUCUGGACGGGUUCAUUUGAUUCUGGAAUGGGUUCCUACAGUGUCAAACUCAGCAAGACUAGAACAGGUGCUGCAGCUUCAAACUCUGCAGUCAUAUCAGAACAAAGCUGUUCCAGCUGCAGCUCUGCUCUUUGUCUACUUAGAGCGAGCGCAUUCACUACCAUUCAAGAAGAGUGGAAAAGAACCCAAAGCAGGUGUUGAGCUUGUUCUGGGUGAAACAACCCACAAAUCUAAACUGUGUGACCGGAGUACCGAACCUCAGUGGAAUGAGUCUUUCUAUUUCGUCAUCCAUGACCCCAAACGUCAGAUGCUUGUGGCAAAGUUGUCCAGUGGCUGGGACCAACCAAUGGGAUCUCUGGUGAUCACAGUUAAGGAGCUUCUUGCUGCACCACAGCAGGUGCUGGAUCAGUGGUUUCAUUUAGAUGGAGCCCUGCCUGACAGUCAAAUCCUACUGAGGGCUGAACUCAAGAUUCUGAGCUCCAGGAUGGUGGAAAUGAUUGGUUCAGGGACUCUGCCCUGUACUUCUCCUGCACCUGGAAAUGGGCAGGUGAAGUUGUCUCUGUCAUACGCCUCAAAGGAGAGAAAGCUUGUUGUGAUCGUCCAUGCCUGCAGAGGUCUGCUGUCCCAAAAUAAGGAUGCUGUUGACAGCUACGUCUCCCUCAUGCUGCUGCCUGACAAAAGUAAAGCCACCAAGAAAAAGACAGCGGUGAGGAAGAAAGACCUCAACCCAGAGUACAAUGAAAGGUUUGAGUAUGAUCUGCCUGAGGACGAGGCCAGAUUCAGGCGCCUCAGCGUGUCGGUGAAAAAUAACUCCGCCUCUUUCAGGAGCCGGGAUGUUAUUGGACAGGUCCAGAUUGAGUUGGCCCAGAUUGACCUGAAGUCUGGAAUCAUUGACUGGUUUACUUUGACUGAUGAGGCUGAAUAGCUGCCUUGCUCGCUCUCGUUGAGAGUUUAAUGACCCGCUGCUGCUGUUACACUCACUGAUGCCUUCUCUUUCCCACCUUUGCACCACUGCUGCAGUUUUACCUGCAUCCACCCAGUUCAUUGCGUUUUAACAUCAAGUACAGGUCCUUCUCAAAAUAUUAGCAUAUUGUGAUAAAGUUCAUUAUUUUCCAUAAUGUCAUGAUGAAAAUUUAACAUUCAUAUAUUUUAGAUUCAUUGCACACUAACUGAAA